AAUAAAGAACUCUGUCUGUCCUUCCCUCUUUGUCUUUCUGUCUGUCCCUCAGUCCAUGGUGGUUGGUCCAGUUGGUCCGGUUGGACUCAGUGUUCGAGUUCGUGCAUCAAUGACCUAGAUAAUGAUGUCAUCAUCCCCACCAGAAUGCGUUAUCGCUCUUGCUCUAACCCCGUCCCCUCCAAUGACACGGUGUCUCCCGGCAACGAUUGCCCCGGAGACGAGUUCGAGGACCAGGACUGCAGCGAACUCCCCAACUGUCCAGUGGACGGCAGCUGGGGGGCGUGGUCUCCGCCCGGGCCGUGCUCCGCCCUCUGUGGGGAGGGGCUUCAACUGUCCAUCAGGAAGUGUGAUCGUCCCGCCCCUAAAUAUGGAGGUCGACAGUGUGACGGGCCGAGCGCUCGCAGCUCCGUCUGUCACGGUCCCUGUCCCGGUAAACAACACAACACACACAAAAUAUAAACAUAAACAACAAA
Plectropomus leopardus (leopard coralgrouper) is the source of this 473-nucleotide messenger RNA. The record is from RefSeq and is a predicted model, not a curated record. NCBI's taxonomy places the organism in Eukaryota, Metazoa, Chordata, Actinopteri, Perciformes, Serranidae.